UAAGAGGUAAGAGGUAAAGAAAAGAAAGAAAAGAAAGAAAAGAAAGAAAAAGAAAGAAAAGAAAUGGAAAGCAGAAGGGACCCAGUAACCCCACCACCUCACUCAAUGACUUUUGCAUUAAAAGGUGUUAAAGGUCAACUCUAUCCCACUGUCUCCAACUAAUAAUAUAUCUUGUCCUUUCUCUCUCUCUCUCUCUCUCUCUAUUCCCGAUUUCACCGAGUCCUCAAUCUAACGGCUAUUCUCAACCCUUUUGACCUUAUCUCUCUCUCCCCACAAAUUUAAAACCCUCAUCACCCCUUUUUAAACACAAGGGUCAAACCUCCUGACAUUUCCCUCUUACGUGCUCCCUUCUCAUUUGCUCUACCCUUUGACGGCACACGGACCACAAUCCACACCUCACUUUGACUCCAAUCCUUUCCUUCCCUAAUUCUCUUUUCAUCUUCUCUCUUUUCUUCCUUUCCUUUCCUCCUCACCACUUUCUUCUUCUCUCCCAAUUUCACUUCCCUUUUCCUUUUUCCUCUCAAUAUAAAUACUCCCUUUUCUUUCCAUUCCAUAUGCUUCUUCUUAACAAUAACAUGGCUGUCGAGCUCCUCGUCGGAUUUGGUGAUGCUACACCUUCUAAUCAUUUCACCCCCAACAUGGAAGAAAAUGCUGCUGUUUCUGCUGUUCAAGAAGCCGCUUCUGCUGGGAUUCAAAGCGUCCAGAAUUUCCUCCGAUUGAUGUCUCAUACAACUAAUCACCAACACUCCCAACAUGAUUCUUCUACUUCCUCUACUCCCAAUAAUGGAUAUCAAGCCGUCGCAGAUUCCGUCGUUAAUAAAUUCAAGAAGGUUAUUUCUUUGCUUGACCGCAACAGAACCGGCCAUGCUCGUUUCAGAAGGGCUCCGGUUCUUACAACUACUACUACUACUACUACUCCGCCUCCUCCUCCUCCGCCAAAGGUCAAGCCCCAGCAUCAAGAUCCGAGUUCGUCGUCUCCGAUUUCGGUACCUCCGGUUCAAGUAAAGAAACAAGAAUCAGUUUCUGCUUUUAAGGUUUAUUGUCCAACGCCUUCCUCCGUUGUGCGUUUGCCUCCUCUGCCUCACAACAACCCUCAUCAGCCUUCUCAUCCAUCCAAUACCUUUCAAGCCCAGCAAAAUACUUCGUCGGUGGUACUCAAAAAUGGGUCUGUAGAUAGAAAAGAUGCGACUACCACCAUCAAUUUUGCAGCCUCGCCCCCAAUCUCCGCUGCAAAUUCGUAUAUUUCAUCGUUAACUGGAGACACCGAAAGUUUACAGCCAUCUCUGUCAUCUGGGUUCCAGUUCACCCACAUGUCCCAGGUCUCUUCUGCCGGAAAGCCCCCUCUUUCAUCCUCUUCGUUAAAGAGAAAAUGUAAUUCCAUGGAGGAUUCCGCCAUGAAGUGUGGCUCAUCAUCCGGUCGGUGUCACUGUUCCAAGAAGAGCAGGAAAAACAGGAUAAAAAGAGUCAUCAGAGUUCCGGCCGUUAGCUCAAAACUUGCGGAUAUCCCACCAGAUGAUUACUCCUGGAGAAAGUAUGGGCAAAAACCCAUCAAAGGAUCUCCUCAUCCAAGGGGAUAUUACAAAUGUAGCAGUCUGAGAGGAUGCCCAGCACGGAAACACGUAGAACGUGCCUUAGACGAUCCAACAAUGCUGAUUGUAACUUACGAGAACGAUCACAAUCACGCCCACUCCACCGAAACACCUGCACCGCUUGUUCUCGAAUCAUCAUAAUAGUCAACUCAUCCAACGGCCACAAAUCUCCAUCAAUCUUAUAUAUAUAUAUAUAUAUAUAUAUAUAUCAAAAACAAAAUAUAUAUAUAAUUUGGAAAGCUACAGGUUAAAUUUAUAGGGACCAAUAGUCAACGCUACGGCUUCAGCACCGUCUCCAAGAAGAUUAGUAGUGGGUGCGUUGUGCUGUCCGUCUAUAUAGAAAAUUAGGGAUAUGCCCCUUUGUGUUCCCUCUCUCUCUCUCUCAUGAAGGUUUUUCUUUCUUUUGGGGAUUUGGAAAUUUGAAGGGUGUGGGAGUGGGAAGAGGGAAGAGGGAAGAGGGAAGAGGAAAGGCAUGGGACGGUGGGAUUUGGUGGGUGUUGAGUCACGCUACUUAGUGGGCCUUUUUGUUUUUAUAAACUUUCAUAUGCUCUCGAAUAUUAAUAUUCCUUCAGAAUU
This is a messenger RNA of Cucumis sativus (cucumber), 2165 nucleotides long. It is a transcript of the gene WRKY33, whose product is annotated as probable WRKY transcription factor 7-like. The transcript has 3 exons. Gene Ontology annotation, biological process: regulation of DNA-templated transcription. The record is from RefSeq and is a predicted model, not a curated record. Lineage: Eukaryota; Viridiplantae; Streptophyta; Magnoliopsida; Cucurbitales; Cucurbitaceae. Bases 555 to 1730 code for a protein of 391 amino acids. Gene Ontology annotation, molecular function: sequence-specific DNA binding; DNA-binding transcription factor activity.